This is a messenger RNA of Pocillopora damicornis (cauliflower coral), 2150 nucleotides long. Its product is annotated as protein toll-like. Lineage: Eukaryota; Metazoa; Cnidaria; Anthozoa; Scleractinia; Pocilloporidae. The record is from RefSeq and is a predicted model, not a curated record.
UUCCAGCAUCCCUUCGUGGAUAUUUCUUCUGCCGGACAUGAGGCUUAUCAACCUCUCUUCUAACGGAUUAAAAUUUCAGGAUCUUGACAAGGCAUUAGAUAGUUUAGUUGUACCGGUCGAGGGCGAAACAAAACAGCUCAGAGACCUUGAUUUGUCGGGAAAUAACAUUACCACACUAAUAGAUUCCGAUGGUUUAAAAAUGAUUAAACGGGAAGAAAGAAUUAAUCCAAUCUAUCAAGCCAAAUUGAAAAACAGAAUGAUACUAGAGAUUGAAGAAAAUCAGUGGAUGAAAAGAGAAGAACAAGGCAAUACCAAAUGUCCAGUCCAAUGCAUCUGCCUGGAACGCUGCUCAGAUGGAAGAAUGAUUGUUGAUUGCGAAAGGAGGAAUCUUACCGAAGUACCAAGAGAGGUGCCACAGGGUCUGGUGGAGCUUAACCUAGAAGCCAAUGCUAUUCAGAGCGUUCCAGCUUAUCCAUACAUGGUUAAUGUUACCAUAUUAAGAUUGACCAAUAACCAAAUUAAGUCGCUGGCGGCUUCCACAGUGGAGAGACUCGAGAAUAUCGAGAUCUUGCUUAUUGAUGCUAACCAACUGGCAACUUUACCGAGGGAAAUCAAGACUCUUAAUUUCACAACGUUAGCAUUGGAUGGAAACUUAUUCAAAUGCGACUGCACAACCAAGUGGAUGAAAGACUGGCUAUUGAAGGAAAGGAAUCGGAUAAAGAACAUUGAAAGAGUUCUUUGUAACUCUAAGCAUGUUCAUGGGAAGCCAAUGUACGGUUUGCCAGACGAUCAGUUCAUCUGCCUUCCUCAGCUCAAAGAAAAAAAUGCAGGAAUAAUAGCCUCAUCUAUUCUCGGUACGCUCCUAGCCUUAGUAAUGAUUGUCGCUGCCUUAAUAUACAAGUACAAUGGAGAAGUCAAGGUCUUUAUGUUCACCCACUUUAACUGGCACCCGUUUGAUCGUAUAGAUGACUCGGAUCCGAACAAAAUAUACGACGCUUUUGUAUCGUUCAGUAGCAAUGAUGUAGACUGGGCCGUAAACACAUUACAGAGACGUCUUGAAACACACGAUCCUCCUUAUAAACUGUGCAUUUACCACCGCGACUUUGAGCCUGGAGUUCCAAUUGAGGAAAAUAUAUGGAGAAGCCUUGAUCAAAGCAAGCGUAUGUUAGUGGUGCUUUCUUCGAGCUAUGCUACAAGUGAUUGGUGUUUGAUGGAGUUUCGUGCCGCUCAUCGCAAAGUGAUCGAGGAUCGCAUGAAGUACCUGAUUUUGAUAUUGUUAGAAGAUGUGGACACCAACCAGUUGGAUAAAGAGAUACAGAAUUACCUGCGCUCUGACACCUAUCUAGUGGCGAAAAGCAAGAGGUUCUGGCAAAACCUAUUUUAUGCAAUGCCCCUUCCGACGAAGGGAAUAAGAAGCGAAAGGAGAAUUUCGCCGCUAUAGAUGAAGAACGAGAGAUGGCCCGUAAUACUGGAGACACAGUAGAACUUGUUUGAAGGGCUGUCUGUAGCAGGCUCUACCAGGGAAGUAGCGAACCAAACGCUUGUACAAAAGUGAACUCCAAAUAAUCGAUAGCAAAUGGUUUAACACCAUUUUCAAUUUAGUGUCGAUAGCAGUACGAUAUUGCUACGGAUUUGCUUUACUUCGCGGUGUGAUUAGUCCAAAAACCUUGCGCUACGCCCGUCCAUCAUACAGAUGCAAAACUAAAACUUAGUUACCCGCGUUUGUCAGCGCUUUGGGCAGUUAGUUGCUUGGUUUAGCAUAAAAUCCUUAGGGUAUUUUCUCUUCUUCUGAUAGAUCUUUGUGAUAACUUUGGUUUUUGUUGUACGACACUCGAUCGAAAAACGCUGUAUCGAGAGAUACUGGUCAACGAAUUAAGCGGUAUUGAAGAAAGUACUUUCACCCCGUCUGAUAUAAUUGCACUAUUUUUUAACAACGAAAACCUGCGGCCUUUUAACCAAAACCUGAGAACUACAGAUAUCACAGGGAAGAGUAUACUAUUUUCUUGUAAAGAAAGAAUUAAGUGAACAAUUAGCUCGGUCAGUGUAAAUGAAGGGUGAGGGUUGUAUCGUGUAUUUGAGACUUUCUAAAUAUGCCCUUUGUCGCUAAGAUCUGUUAUUUCCAUAGAUUCAGGAGUAGUUUCACAUUAAAA